Molecule: messenger RNA, 2388 nt
Organism: Prunus mume (Japanese apricot)
Lineage: Eukaryota; Viridiplantae; Streptophyta; Magnoliopsida; Rosales; Rosaceae
Product: O-fucosyltransferase family protein
Cellular component (GO): cytoplasm; chloroplast
Source: RefSeq, a predicted model, not a curated record
GCGAUCCAAUCUUACAGGAACAAUUCGGACUCGUGAGAACCGGAGGGUGGGAUCUUUCUCCCGAACGCUUUCGCUACAAAAAGACCUGAAUCCAACCAACAAAUAUUCUUUUUAUUAUUUUCCUCUCGUAUUGAUUUAUUUUUUUAUUUUAUAAAAAAAAGUUCAUACAGCAAGUGGCCGAGAAAAAGAAGAUUUUCCCGGAAAAAGGAAAGGAAAUCAGAAAGUGUCUGGCGGUUGCAUUGGGUUGUUGAGAUUUUUAAUUGGGUUAUCCAUUUUACUCGUGAUUUUCAACCUCCUAACUCUCUCUCCACCGAUCCUUGGCAAAAGUUCUGUUCUUUGUUCUGUUUCAAAAUCUAGGCUUCGGCCGAGCUAGGGCUAAGGUUCCCAAGUGUGUUGAUUUGACAAUGUGUGCUUGAGAUUGGGGAUUUCAUGAGCUGAACUUCAUCGGGCAUUUGGGAAUUUUGGGAUUGAUCGAUGAAACGGCGAUGUGGUGUGUGAAAGAGGAAUGGAGGUUAGAUCUGAGGGUGGCAUACAGGUGCGUUGCGAUAAGCUUCCGGCGCCGGUGAUUGCGAGAACGCGUCUACAGGUGUGGUUCAUCCGGGUGUGUUCAAGCUUGUUUCUUUGGACGUGUUUGGUUCAGUUAGUGGCGGUUGGUGAGCUAUGGCAUCCACAUUUGCUCUCCAAUAUAACCAAUCGUAUUUCGGCAAUUACGCAGGAUCCACUUCCGGCGGUUCCGUCGCCGCCGCCUCUUCUCCCUGCAAGAAAUUAUACAAGUAAUGGGUUUCUUAGAGUUUCCUGCAAUGGGGGCUUGAAUCAAAUGCGUGCUGCGAUCUGCGACAUGGUGACUGUUGCUCGGCUUUUAAAUCUCACAUUGGUUGUUCCAGAGCUUGAUAAGACAUCUUUCUGGGCUGAUCCUAGUAAUUUUGAGGAUAUCUUUGAUGUAAGACAUUUCAUUGAUUCGCUGAGAGAUGAAGUCCGAAUUGUCAGAAGACUGCCGAAAAUGUUUAGUAGGAAAUAUGGACAUAAACCAUUCGAGAUGCCUCCUGUUAGUUGGUCAAACGAAAAAUAUUAUCUGGAACAGAUUUUGCCACUUAUUAGCAAGCACAAGGUGUUGCACUUUAAUAGAACGGAUGCACGUGUGGCAAACAAUUGGAUACCUCUUGAUCUUCAGAAACUCAGGUGUCGUGUUAAUUUCCAGGCGCUGAAGUUCACUCCUCAGAUUGAGACUUUGGGGUACAAAUUGGUUCGUAUACUCCAGGAGAAGGGACCUUUUGUGGCUUUGCAUCUAAGGUAUGAGAUGGACAUGUUGGCUUUCUCAGGUUGCACUCAUGGAUGCACUGAGGAAGAAGCUGCGGAGCUCAAACGAUUGAGAUAUGCAUAUCCUUGGUGGAGAGAGAAAGAGAUAGUGUCUGAAGAGAAGAGAUCACACGGUUUGUGUCCUCUGACACCUGAGGAGAGUGCAUUACUUUUGCAAGCAUUGGAUUUUCAUAAGGACACACAGAUCUAUAUAGCAGCUGGUGAGAUUUAUGGUAGUGAAAGGAGACUUGCCCCGUUAAGAUCUGCAUUUCCACGAAUUGUUAAAAAAGAAAGUCUUCUCUCCCCGGAGGAGUUGCAACAAUUUCAGAAUCAUUCAUCUCAAAUGGCUGCUUUGGAUUUUAUAGUUUCAGUAGCUAGUAAUACUUUCGUUCCUACAUAUGAUGGGAACAUGGCAAAACUUGUUGAAGGUCACCGAAGGUACCUUGGGUUUAAGAAAAGCAUCUUGCUAGAUAGGAAAAGACUUGUGGAGUUGUUGGACAUGCAUCUGAAUGGGACACUUUCAUGGAAUGAGUUUUCAGUUGCUGUACGAUCCACUCAUGAGAAGAGAAUGGGACAGCCAACUCGACGUCGAGUUAUUGCAGACAAGCCGAAGGAGGAAGAUUAUUUUUAUGCAAAUCCUCAAGAGUGCCUCUGCGAGGGAACAAAUUGUGACAACUUGCUUAGCCCUAGCAACUCAAGUGAAGUUGGGUGACUGCAAGCGAUCAAAUCUGGAACCUCCUUCAACACAAUUGUUUUAAGAGAGUGGUCAACAAAUCCAUGUGGCAGUGGCUUUCAUAUUAGUAAGCAUGUACACACACAUGAGAGUUUUGUAGGAAACGGCAUAAAAAGACUUGAGUUCCCGAUUUGGGCUUCUAAAGAUGUAUUCAUUCGUUUUCAAUCUUUAAAUUUGUCCAUAAAUUUGUUUGUUUUCUUCAUGUAUUUGACAACUUGACAUGAAUUCACUGCUGUUCAGUUCUAUAAAUUAUAAUUAACACGAGUACAGUCGAAAAAGUUUGUCCCGUUCAUGAGAAACAAAAAUGAGUGAUGCAAUUAAUUACCACAUGAAUUUGACGCUUCUGCACGGAUUCAUCU